GCCCACCUGGCAUUACUUACUCACCCGGACCACAUUGACGGCCGCUGUGAGAGGCACGACGUAAAAUAAAGCCAACUGCCUCUUAUUUUUUUCUUUCAAAGGAAAAUCUACUUAGAAGGCACAAUGCGUGAAUGCAUCUCUGUCCACGUAGGCCAGGCUGGUGUCCAGAUGGGGAACACCUGCUGGGAGCUCUACUGUCUGGAGCACGGCAUCCAGCCGGACGGCCAGAUGCCCAGCCACAAACCUGUAGGAGGCCACGAUGACUCCUUCACCACCUUCUUCAGUGAGACUGGGGCUGGGAAGUAUGUUCCCAGAGCAAUCUUUGUUGACCUGGAACCCACGGUUAUUGAUGAGGUGCGCACAGGAACAUACCGCCAGCUCUUCCACCCUGAGCAGCUGAUCUCAGGAAAGGAAGAUGCAGCCAACAACUAUGCCCGUGGACACUACACUAUCGGCAAGGAGAUCAUUGACUCUGUCCUUGACAGGAUCCGCAAACUGGCUGAUCAGUGCACUGGUCUCCAAGGCUUCUUGGUCUUCCACUCCUUUGGUGGAGGCACUGGCUCUGGUUUCACCUCCCUGCUGAUGGAAAGACUCUCAGUUGACUUUGGCAAAAAGUCUAAGCUUGAGUUUGCCAUCUACCCAGCCCCACAGGUUUCCACAGCUGUAGUGGAGCCCUACAACUCCAUUCUGACCACCCACACCACCCUGGAGCACUCUGACUGUGCCUUCAUGGUGGACAAUGAAGCCAUCUACGACAUCUGCCGCAGGAACCUCGAUAUUGAACGCCCAUCUUACACCAACCUGAACAGGCUUAUCAGCCAGAUUGUGUCUUCAAUCACAGCUUCUCUUCGCUUUGAUGGAGCCCUGAAUGUUGACCUGACAGAGUUCCAGACCAACUUGGUGCCCUACCCUCGUAUCCACUUCCCUCUGGCCACCUAUGCCCCAGUCAUCUCUGCUGAGAAAGCCUACCAUGAGCAACUGUCUGUUGCAGAGAUUACAAAUGCCUGCUUUGAGCCAGCUAAUCAGAUGGUGAAGUGUGAUCCUCGUCAUGGUAAAUACAUGGCCUGCUGUCUGCUGUAUCGUGGUGAUGUGGUGCCCAAAGAUGUUAAUGUGGCCAUUGCUGCCAUCAAGACCAAGCGCACCAUCCAGUUUGUGGACUGGUGCCCCACAGGCUUCAAGGUGGGCAUCAACUACCAGCCUCCCACGGUGGUUCCUGGAGGAGACCUGGCCAAGGUGCAGAGGGCUGUGUGCAUGUUGAGCAACACCACAGCCAUUGCUGAGGCCUGGGCUCGUCUGGACCACAAGUUUGACCUCAUGUAUGCCAAGAGGGCCUUUGUCCACUGGUAUGUCGGGGAGGGAAUGGAGGAGGGAGAGUUCUCAGAGGCCAGAGAAGAUAUGGCUGCCCUGGAGAAGGAUUAUGAAGAGGUGGGGAUUGACUCAUUUGAAGAUGAUGAGGAAGGAGAGGAAUAUUAGACAGGCCACUUAUUUCCAGGGACAAAAUAACUCUAUUUAUGAAAUAGAAAAUAUUUAAGAAGUGGAACAUAUUUUGCUUGUUGGUUGCAAAGUUAGCAAUAUUUUUGUUGUUUUUAUUUACCUAAAAAUCUACCUUCAGCCUAAAGGUCUGAAGUUAUUUCUUUGUUGUGCCAUCAAAAUUCUUACUUUUGACAUUAUGUCAAUGUGUACUUGUUUAUUACAUUCAGUUUCAUCAAAAAGAUGAAACAUUGUGCAAUGGCCUGGUUUUUCUAAGUCUGAACUCUGUUGUUGCUCAAUAAAUCUUACCCUGAGAGAUA
Molecule: messenger RNA, 1790 nt
Organism: Thunnus maccoyii (southern bluefin tuna)
Lineage: Eukaryota; Metazoa; Chordata; Actinopteri; Scombriformes; Scombridae
Product: tubulin alpha chain-like
Exons: 4
Coding region: 124-1473 (449 amino acids)
Biological process (GO): mitotic cell cycle; microtubule cytoskeleton organization
Cellular component (GO): cytoplasm; microtubule
Molecular function (GO): structural constituent of cytoskeleton; GTP binding
Source: RefSeq, a predicted model, not a curated record